AUGUCAGCAGGCAACCACACUGCUGUAGUGGAAUUCAUCUUGCAGGGCUUCUCAGAAGACCCCCAGCUCCGGGGCCUGCUCUUUGUCCUUUUCCUCCUCCUCUACCUGACAGCUUUGGUGGGAAAUGGCCUCAUCAUUGCGGUUGUCAUUCUGAGCCCAGGCCUGCACAUUCCCAUGUACUUCUUUCUCAUUAUCUUGGCCAUUUUGGACAUCAUGUGCACAUCCACUGUUCUCCCCAAGCUUCUGGAGAACCUGGUGGUACAGGUGGACACCAUCUCCUACAAUGGCUGCUUGACACAACUCUUCUUCCUGACCUGGUUUGUGGGUUCCGAGCUGUUGUUGCUCACAUCCAUGGCCUUUGACCGCUAUGUGGCCAUCUGCCAGCCACUGCGGUAUGGCACCAUCAUGAGUUGGCCACUGUGUGCACUGCUGGCCACGGCUGUGUGGACAUUCAGUGCGGUCAAUGCAUCAGUGCAUACAGGCCUCAUGGCACAGCUGAAUUUCUGUGGCCCCAACCACAUCCAACGCUUCUUGUGUGAAGCUCCCUCGCUGCUGCCACUGUCUUGCAGCUCCACGGCACUCAACAAUUUUGUAACUAUCAUAGCUGAUGUGUAUUUUGGUGUGGUCAACUUCCUGCUCACCGUGACCUCGUAUGGCUACAUUGUGGCCAGCAUCCUGCGCAUCCGCUCAGCCUCCGGAAAGCGCCGAGCCUUCUCCACCUGCUCCUCCCACCUUCUGGUGGUCACCUUGUACUACUCCACUGUCAUCUACACCUACUUCUCUGGAGCCUCUGUGGAGAAUGGGAACGUGGUGGCUGUACUGUACACAGCAGUCAGCCCUGCUCUGAACCCGCUCAUCUACACGCUGCGGAACAAAGAUGUGAAAGCUGCCUUCCAGAAAGUGGCUCCAAGCUCCUGGUGA
Molecule: messenger RNA, 921 nt
Organism: Chrysochloris asiatica (Cape golden mole)
Lineage: Eukaryota; Metazoa; Chordata; Mammalia; Afrosoricida; Chrysochloridae
Product: olfactory receptor 13A1-like
Exons: 1
Coding region: 1-921 (306 amino acids)
Biological process (GO): G protein-coupled receptor signaling pathway
Cellular component (GO): membrane
Molecular function (GO): olfactory receptor activity; G protein-coupled receptor activity
Source: RefSeq, a predicted model, not a curated record